AAUAAUAAAUAAUAAUGAAUUAAUAAUAAAUUCAUCAAUUUCUAUGGAUAUUCUAGCUGCAUUGUCGAUGUUGAAUCAUCUCAGCAACACUGAUUUGGGAGAAAUAUUGAACGAUGAUGGAAGAUUCGAGGAAGUUGUCAAUGACAUAAAACAGUUUAAAGAAUUGGAAUCUGAAAAGGAAGUUCUGAUCGCUGGAAAUCGUUCUCUGGCCGAAGUCAAUCUAGCAAAGCAAUCCCAACUCGAGGAGAAUAAAAAAGCAUUAUAUGAACUGUCUGAGAAAGGCUGUAAGCUGCUGCUGAAAUUGAAAAAGAAUCGGAACUAAUUAUUAACGCAAUUA
Molecule: messenger RNA, 337 nt
Organism: Fopius arisanus
Lineage: Eukaryota; Metazoa; Arthropoda; Insecta; Hymenoptera; Braconidae
Product: vacuolar protein sorting-associated protein 37B-like
Exons: 2
Coding region: 44-322 (92 amino acids)
Biological process (GO): ubiquitin-dependent protein catabolic process via the multivesicular body sorting pathway; protein targeting to vacuole; protein targeting to membrane
Cellular component (GO): ESCRT I complex
Source: RefSeq, a predicted model, not a curated record